This is a messenger RNA of Stegodyphus dumicola, 447 nucleotides long. Its product is annotated as piggyBac transposable element-derived protein 4-like. The record is from RefSeq and is a predicted model, not a curated record. Lineage: Eukaryota; Metazoa; Arthropoda; Arachnida; Araneae; Eresidae.
AUGAUUUUAGCAACAUUGAAGAAUACAAUGCAAAUGAUGAAGAAGAUGAGGGCUGAUCUGAUGAUACCAGUCGUCUAUUGGAUGGGUCCAAGAGAUGACCCAAAUAAUGAUGAACUUCAUAAGGUUAGACCUCUUAUUAAACACCUCAAUAAGAAAACUGCUGAAGCUUUCAAAUCAUCUAGUGUAUUUGCUGUUGAUGAAAGCAUGAUACCUUUCAAAUGCUGGUCUACUCUAAAACAAUACAUGCCUUUGAAACAUGUGAAAAGGGAAUACAAAGUUUGGUGUUUAGCUGAUUCAAGAACUGGAUACAUACAGAAGUUUGGCAUUUAUACUGGUAAAGCUAAAGAUCAAAUUGUAAUGGAUACAUUGGGAGAACGAGUGGUACGCAAUCUAACAAGUUGUUUGAAAGGUACAAGAAGUGUCAUAGCAUUUGACAAUUUUUUAUGA